CGGGCAUCUCAUUGACCUACUAAAUCUUACUCUACCCCGGCUUCUGCUUGAGGCGGAUAUCUCCCAAGAGUGAUUGGGCGCCUUCCGGCUUCUCAUCUCACAGCCUAGGGGUCUUAAUACUCAUUUCUUUCCACGACAUCUCCAUUGCAACCUACAUCACGCUCUUGUCAUGGCUGAAGAAGAUGCUGAGAUGGCCUUCUUCCAGGCCCAGGCAAUGAAUGCGGACCCCAUGGAUUAUAAGGCUGUGGAAGAAGAGCAGGGCGCUAGUUCGGAUUCAGAUGAUUAUGAUCCUUCGAAAACAUUGCAAGAUCAAUAUCCCGCCUCUUUACCGGAUUCCAAGCAAAACGAAAAUGCCUCUUCAAAUGCUUCUCCUUCAGAUUCCAAUUCCCCUACUCAACCUCUUCCCCCUGACACGGAUCCCAGUCAGCCAGCGGACAGUGCCUAUCCUUCCCAGACACCAUCUCGAGCUGAAUCCCAGGCAUCAGCAUCGGCGCCUGCGUCGGGUACUUCUGUACCACUGAAGACAAGGACUAUUGGGGGCUUUGUGGUUGAGGAUGAAGAUGAGGAUGACGCGGGUGAUGCGGAUUAUGAGCCACCAGCUGUACUAGGUGUCGAGGACAUGAAUACUAUAUCUAUGAAUGUGCCUCAGCAGCCCAUUUCAGGAAAUGCAAAUGAAGAUACUCCUACCCCUGAUGUAUCAGUGGAUGAUGCUAUGCAGGCAUCUGCCAACGCAAAGAAUAUCUCCAAUAGCUCUUAUACCCCUGCUUCUGGUACAGCUUCUAAAAACGAGGCGCCUGCGCCUGUGAACCAGAAUAUGUACAACUCACGUACUUUGCAGUCUGAAAAUAUUCAAGAUAGCGCUGCAGCUACGCCCACUCCUGAUUCUCCCUCGACCUCGAAGGGUCGGUUGCCUCACGACCGCAUUGGUAUCUUGGAGGACAGGAUACAAGAAGACCCACGAGGUGACAUCCCGGCAUGGCUCGAGUUGAUUAAUGAGCACAAAGGUCGCAAUAGAAUCGACGGUGCCCGUGAAGUGUAUGAGCGCUUCUUGAAAGCGUUUCCCUUCUCUGCUGAACAGUGGGUGGCAUAUGCAAACAUGGAGUCUGAGCUCAACGAGCUGUAUCGUCUGGAGCAGAUAUUUAAUAGAACCCUUUUAACAAUUCCUGACGUCCAGCUCUGGACUGUAUAUCUGGACUACGUUCGUCGGCGUAACCCUUUGACAACUGAUACUACUGGUCAAUCAAGGAGGAUAAUUUCAUCCGCCUACGAUUUAGCACUUCAGUAUGUCGGAGUAGAUAAGGACUCCGGAUCCAUUUGGACGGAUUAUGUCCAGUUCAUUCGCUCUGGCCCAGGAAAUGUUGGUGGUUCCGGGUGGCAGGACCAGCAAAAGAUGGAUUUGCUGCGCAAGGCUUAUCAGAAAGCUAUUUGCGUACCCACUCAAGCUGUCAAUAAUUUGUGGAAAGAAUAUGACCAAUUCGAGAUGGGUCUAAACAAACUUACGGGAAGGAAGUUUCUCCAAGAGCAGUCACCCGCAUAUAUGACCGCUCGCAGCUCUUAUACAGAACUGCAGAAUAUCACAAGGGAUCUGAAUCGGACGACCUUGCCUAGGCUGCCUCCUGUUUUAGGUUCAGAUGGUGAUAUUGAAUUUGGGCAGCAGGUCGAUAUCUGGAAACGCUGGAUCAAGUGGGAGAAAGGGGACCCACUUGUUUUAAAAGAGGAAGACCAGACAGCUUUCAAGGCCCGUGUAAUUUACGUGUAUAAGCAGGCCCUCAUGGCUCUCAGGUUUCUUCCAGAGAUAUGGUUUGAAGCGGCUGAAUUCUGCUUCCUAAACGACAUGGAGGAAGAAGGGAAUAAGUUCCUAAAAAACGGCAUAGACGCUAACCCGGAGAGCUGUCUUCUUGCGUUCAAACGUGCUGACCGACUAGAAAUUACCUCAGAGUCCGAGCAAGAUCCAAUAAAGCGAGGUGCCGAGGUCAGAGAACCUUAUGACAAGCUUCUUAAUGCGCUUUACGACUUAAUUGCUAAGGCACGCACGCGAGAAUCUCAAGAUGUCGCGCGGCUUGAGGAAGCUUUUGCGAAAAUAAAUUCUGAUACUCAGCUGCCCAGGGCAGACGAUGAUGACGACGACCAAAGUGAUUCGAAAGCAAGGGAGUCUGUGAAGAAUGCCCAGGUCGAAGCGCUGCGCAAUGCACAUGCCAUGCAGAUUGGUAUUCUUUCUAAAACAGUCUCUUUCGCUUGGAUUGCCCUCAUGCGCGCAAUGCGUCGUAUACAAGGCAAGGGUAAGCCUGGUGAAAUGCCUGGCUCAAGACAGGUGUUCGCGGACGCUCGCAAAAGAGGACGCAUCACGAGUGAUGUCUAUAUUGCAAGUGCACUCAUUGAAUAUCAUUGUUAUAAGGACCCGGCAGCGACAAAGAUCUUCGAGCGUGGUGCAAAGCUAUUCCCUGAGGACGAAAACUUCGCGCUCGAAUACCUGAAGCACUUGAUUGAUAUUAAUGAUGUCAUCAAUGCUCGUGCAGUCUUCGAGAUGACGGUAAGGAAACUGGCGUCUAAUCCUGAAAAUGUGCACAAGACGAAACCCAUUUUUGCUUUUCUUCAUGAAUAUGAAUCUCGAUAUGGCGAUUUGGUCCAAGUCAUAAACCUGGAGAAUCGUAUGCGCGAAUUGUUCCCUGAGGACCCAACAUUAGAGCAGUUUGCCCAUCGAUACUCUAGCCCUGCUUUCGACCCUACAGCGGUGCGGCCGAUUAUCUCUCCCUCCCAGACAAGGCCCAAGACAGCUUUUUCAACGGACCAACCCGUGUCUCGUCAUGGUACUCCAUCUUCGAGAUACCCUGAUGCGUCGGUAACGAACUCGCCGAAAAGACCGUUGGAAGACUUUGAUGACGAUCUGAAUCGACCACGCAAGUUUAUUCGGGCCGACUCCCCGCUGAAAACAACCCAAAGGCGACAGCUGGAUACUCAAAAGCGUACCCAGCAAGUCAUCAGUAGUCAAACUGGAUCUCAAUUCCGGUCCCAAGGCUCACCUGCUCCACUACCUCGUGAUAUCGUUUAUCUCUUGAGCAUAAUUCCUUCGGCGACGGCCUACAACGCUGGUCGAUUUUCCCCAGAAAAGAUGGUCGAACUCAUUCGGAGGAUAGACAUGCCCACCUCCAUCUCUCAGAUUCCGCUUCCGCAGUCUGCCCGCGGGCUUGGAUUUCCUGGUAUCUAUCGUCCACAGUAAUUUCUCAACGAACAUAGUCACGGCUCCUAGCAUUGCUUGAUGAUAAUGCGCAGCAUCCGAACAUCUUGAUCUCGUAUGGCAGACUUUGCCUGGCGUCUCGCAUCGAUUUUAACCACAUCUCAUCGACCUGGCUUGUUUUAGAUCUGUACUCAUUGUUUAAUGUCGCUUACAUCUGACGAACGGCGUUAUCUUUUGGUUUGGCAAAUUGUCAUGAAACCCCUAGUAGCUGGGAACUACAAGCGGAUAUCACUCGUUGACCUUCUUUUGGGUUGGAUAUAUUAUCCGCUCCAAGUCGGGUUUGUACAGUUUUCCUUUUAUAUUCCUUGGCGGCCUCCAAUGCCAGUUUGAAAACGAUAACUAGGAAGAUAUGGUGGGUUGACGGAGGGGAGAUUUUGUUUCUUUCUAGGGCACGAACCGUGUGAUCUACUCAAUUCUCAGGAUACCUCUCGAGUCAAAAAUGUCUUCCUUCUACAUUUUUAACGGCUUUUGGAUGUAUUCUUUAAAUGGCGAAGUUCCUCGCCUAAGUAGAAGCCGUGUGGAUGUACAUACUGCCGAGCCGCUGCCUUCAUAUAGUAUCUAUGAAAUGUGCCACAACGGUUCGGGGCACAAGGUUGGAGACACCAAUAGGAUAUGAUUUCGCCUGAGAAUGAACUCUCCUGCAGUUCCACA
Messenger RNA from Aspergillus alliaceus, 3886 nucleotides. It is a transcript of the gene rna14, whose product is annotated as cleavage polyadenylation factor subunit RNA14. The coding region runs from base 170 to 3217 and encodes 1015 amino acids. Lineage: Eukaryota; Fungi; Ascomycota; Eurotiomycetes; Eurotiales; Aspergillaceae. Gene Ontology annotation, molecular function: mRNA binding; protein binding. Gene Ontology annotation, cellular component: nucleus. The record is from RefSeq and is a predicted model, not a curated record. Gene Ontology annotation, biological process: mRNA 3'-end processing. The transcript has 6 exons.